AUGAUUAAACAACAGCAACUUAAGGUGCAAAGCGCCCAGGUCCUUCAGACCAUUACAUACGCCAUAUAUGCAUAUAAUUCAAAGACGGCAGAACAAACGCAAAGGUUGAAAUAUGGAGAUUUGGAGAUAGUAUUGAAAAAUGACCAUUUCGAAUUCGUUUGCAAAGGUGGUGCAGUGAUAUCAAAUAUAAAAGAAAUUUUAUUUAUGAAUUCAAAAAUUAAAGGAAUAACGGAUGAUAUAACAUCAAUUCCACCAGAAGAACAGAGAUAUUACGCAUUAAAUGCAUUUCCUAAAGUUUUGAAGAUUGGAAGAUUUAAUUUAAAUGAGAAAUUCAUAGAAGGUUUCCUAAAUGACAUAAUGAAGAGGGUGGAUAAGGAAUAUGUGGAUAGUGAGUUAAUGAAGAAAGCAGAUAAGGAAUACGUUAAUACUGAAUUAAAUAAGAAGGCAAAUUUGGUUUAUGUUGAUGAAAAAGAUAAUGAAAUUAAAGAAAAGGUUGAAUGGUAUCAUGAAUGGACAUUGGAGACUUUUAAAGUUAAAGCUGAUACAGAAUGGGUUUCAGGAUGUUUAGACCUUAAAGCAGAUAAAACUUAUGUUAACGAUGAAUUAGAGAAGAAAGCAGAUAAAACAUAUGUUAACAAUGAGUUAGAGAAGAAAGCAGAUAAGGAAAAAGUUAUUUCAUUCAUUAAUACUGAGUUAGCAAAGAAAGCUGAUAUAUCAUUUGUUAAUGAAGAAAUAAAACAAUCAGAGGUCUAUUUUACUCCACCAUUUUUAAAUUUUAUGAAAUCAUCGGAUAAAACCUUUGAUAUAGAUUCUUUUGAAUGGAUAUGUUUCGAUGGAGUGACCACUUAUUUAUUUUAUACAGCUGGAGUGCUUUAUUAUUUUAAAACAAAUGAUUUUAAAAACUAUGAAUCAUUUACUCCAUCUGUUUGGAAUCCUGAUACACGAAAGCCAAUCAUUAAUCCAAGAAUUUUAUAUGUUGAAUAUAAUAACGGUAAAUUUAUGGGAAUGAUAACGGUUGGAGAUGAUUUUUGCCCUUGUUAUUCAUUCGAUUGUAUCCAAUGGUUCAAAUGUAAUUUAAAUCAAGAUGCUAAAUUUAAAUAUCCAAAUAAUCCUAUUAGAUGCGUUAAUAAUAAAUGGGUACUAAUUUAUGAAGUCAAUCAAAUUUUCAUUAGUGAGGAUGGGAUAAAUUAUUAUAU
This is a messenger RNA of Trichomonas vaginalis G3, 1196 nucleotides long. RefSeq lists its product as uncharacterized. The annotation marks the transcript as partial. NCBI's taxonomy places the organism in Eukaryota, Parabasalia, Trichomonadida, Trichomonadidae. The record is from RefSeq and is a predicted model, not a curated record. The transcript has a single exon.